AUGUCCACUUACGAUAUCAAGGGCAAAUAUGCCAUUGUCACUGGUGCUGGAUCUGGCAUCUCCCUGGCAUUUAUGCAGCAGCUUCUUGACGGAGGCUGCUCAGUCAUGAUCGCAGAUGUAAAGCUUCGACCUGAAGCCGAGGCACUCGUGGCCAAGUACGCCACUAACGACACCACCACCCCUUCGAUCGAUUUUCACAAAACGGAUAUGAGUGACUGGGGACAAAUUGCUGCUCUGUGGAAGAAGACUCUCGAAACAUUUGGCCGCAUUGAUAUUGUGGUCAACGGUGCUGGUGUCUACGAGCCCCCCUCCAGCACGUUCUGGAACGCGCCUGGCAUCUCUCCCCUAGCUGGGGACAAGGUAGACGCCUCACCGGGUGUUUAUUACACAUACGCAGUAAACACCAUGGGGCCUAUCCGACUCGCUCAGAUUGCCAUUGAUUACUGGCUGCAAAACCGGGAUGUUGAGGGCAACUUGCUCUGGAUCGCCAGUCUUGGAGGCUAUGUCCAUUCCCUCCACACGCCCCUCUACUUUUCCAGCAAAGCGGCUAUUGUGAGCUUUGUCCGAUCUCUAGGCCAACUGCGAAAACGCCUGGGUAUUAGGAAUGCAGCUGUUUGCCCUGGCGCUGUUUAUACACCAAUUUUUCACCCCGAAUACUGCCGCGAUAGAGUGCACCCCGAUGACCUGACCCUAACACCUGAGCAAUGCGCCUCGGUUAUGAUGCGUGUCCUAAGCGAGCCACAAUAUGGCGAUGGCAAUAUUAUUGAAACGCUACUGAUUGGAACGAAGGAUAACUCCUCUAUCAAUGUUCGUGAAGUGCCUUUAGAGGCAUUGUAUCCUACUGUAGGCCCAGUUGGGCAGGAUAACCACUUACUUGAGGAGGAGGAGAAGUUGACCAAGCAACUCCAGGAGAAGGGAAUGCGGCAAUAA
Messenger RNA from Ilyonectria robusta, 930 nucleotides. RefSeq lists its product as uncharacterized. Gene Ontology annotation, molecular function: oxidoreductase activity, acting on the CH-OH group of donors, NAD or NADP as acceptor. Lineage: Eukaryota; Fungi; Ascomycota; Sordariomycetes; Hypocreales; Nectriaceae. The coding region runs from base 1 to 930 and encodes 309 amino acids. The transcript is spliced from 3 exons. The record is from RefSeq and is a predicted model, not a curated record. Gene Ontology annotation, cellular component: cytoplasm.